Messenger RNA from Desarmillaria tabescens, 1643 nucleotides. Its product is annotated as pheromone receptor Rcb2 B44. The coding region runs from base 140 to 1396 and encodes 418 amino acids. The record is from RefSeq and is a predicted model, not a curated record. Gene Ontology annotation, cellular component: plasma membrane. The transcript is spliced from 6 exons. Gene Ontology annotation, biological process: G protein-coupled receptor signaling pathway. Lineage: Eukaryota; Fungi; Basidiomycota; Agaricomycetes; Agaricales; Physalacriaceae. Gene Ontology annotation, molecular function: mating-type alpha-factor pheromone receptor activity.
AGACAAUGGGGGCCUUUAUAAUGGAGGCGAGGAGGGAUGGCUGCGUUUCUUUUCGUUCGACAUACAAGGUCUCUUGUGCGACAUCCAAAGGACCCUCCCUUAUUCCUUCAUCCAAGUUCGUCUUCGCGCGAAACUCGUUAUGCAUUCGGACCCCACCUAUCCACUCUUUCCCAUCUUUGCAUUCUUCGGGUUCAUCCUUCCCCUCAUUCCUCUUCAAUGGCACCUCGCGGCAUGGAACUCUGGCACAUGCUAUUUUAUGAUAUGGAGUUCUCUCGCAAGUCUUAACCAGUUUAUAAACUCCAUCGUAUGGGCCGACAAUGUUACUAACUGGGCGCCGUGGUGGUGCGAAAUUUCCAUCCGAAUCCAAAUCGGUGCCUCCGUUGCUGUUCCCGCCUCCUGCAUGUGUAUUCAAAGACGAUUAUACCAAAUCGCGAGCGUACGAGCGGUAUCCGUGACUCGCGCCGAGAAAAGACGCGCUAUUCUCGUCGACAGUCUUAUCUGCAUUCUUUUUCCUUUGUGUUUCAUUGCUCUACAAUACGUUGUCCAAGGUCAUCGUUUCAAUAUAUAUGAGAAUAUUGGUUGCGCUCCUGCGAUCUACAAUACUCUGCUCACGUAUUUCAUCAAUCUGAUGUGGCCAAUCGCCAUUGGGCUCACAUCAGCGGUCUACUGUGUUCUCACACUUCGCGCUUUUCAUCGUCGCCGUCUGGAAUUCAGUCAAUUCCUCUCUUCCAACCGAUCUCUGACUGUCAGUCGAUACUUCCGACUGAUGGCUUUAGCCACAACGGAAAUCUGCUGCACGACGCCACUUGCUAUCGUCGUACUCUGUCUUAGUGCAACCUCAGCCCCCAUUGAGCCUUGGCGGAGUUGGUCGGAUACGCACUAUCAAUAUUCGCGCAUCGUCCAAGUCCCUGCGCUCAUCUGGCGCUCAAACAGCAUGCUCGUGGCGUCUUAUGAAACCACACGAUGGGUGACUGUCUUGUGUCCUUUGGUGUUUUUCGCAUUUUUCGGGUUCGCAGACGAAGCGAGGAAGCACUAUCGUGCUCUGUUCAAUGCCGCGCUUAAACGACUCGGAUACCAACGACCGCCCCAACCUCCUGCGAAGGAUGCCUCGUACCAAAAACCUAAACCACCGCAAACAUUUGCGUUGUCGUUGCCAAAAUACUCCACUUCUGAGUCCGCCACCACAGACUCUAUGCCUCUGCACGAUGUCAAGACUCCCCCAACACCCACAACGCCAACUACCACCAUGACUGCGGAUGACACGAUAUCAACAUGCGGGUCUUCGACUCUGCAUCAGUCCCCACGUUUUUCCCAUUUUAAUAAAGAGGAGAAGAAUGAGUUCGACGAGGAACCUGAACUUACUGGUGAUCUGGAAUCUCAGUACCACGCAGUAUGAUAAUAUACUUCAUUACUGUAUCCUGUUCUUCGACUUCAAUGUUGUACAUUUAUUUUACUUUUGACAAGACAAUUAAAUAAACUUGUACUUAUGGAGAGGCAUGCAUUCUUUAAAGUCCCACAACAUCUAUUGGUGCUUCGGCUAAGAUAAGACGUGGAAUUUUAAGCGACUCGUUUGAAGUCCGUAAAAAAAUCCGGCCACCGAAACACCGUCCUAGAAUUUUUUUUUGCAAAGAAUCUUUCGAUGG